AUGGAUGAACCAUGCGAUGAAGAUAUCAUCACCAAGAUAAAAGAAUCCAGAAGGGCGAACAUUGUUGUUACUGUUACACCUGAGAAUUCCGACACAGAUGAAGAGCCAUUAAAUGAAGAAGAGGCAAAAGAGAUGACAUUGACCAAUCCAAUGCCCAGGUUCUCGAUUUCAAUAUUCAUCAGGAUGCAUCCAAAGCUCCAGCUCCGAUCAUUGUGCAACUUCACAUAUGAACAGUUGGAAUACCUCGCUGACAUUAUUGAAUCCAACUGUGGAAGGGCCAGAAGAGGAAGGAAGGUCAAAUUUUCAACAAUCGAGUCUCUCUUCCUCACGCUCACAUAUUACUGCACAUACUUGCCCUAUUCAGCAUUAUGUCCGUUGCUACAUAUUUCCCAGUCAUGCUAUUCCAAAUUAGUUACAAGAACUACCAAUGUUGCAUUUCCAAUCUUUGCGAGCUAUUUUCUUCCCAAUCACUGUCCACCGUUAACUUCAAUGAAGAACAAAUUUACAAACUUCCCUGAUGCUGUUGCAGCUGUAGACAGCACUACAAUUCCUUUCAACAUUCCUUCGGUAAAGGAAGAGAGGCUUUAUAGUUGGGAUGAAAAAAACCACUGCAACGGUAUUAAGCUCCAAGUCCUCGUGUCACCAGAUGGAAAAGCCAUACAUCAAAACGUUGAGUUUAUGGCUGCAGUCCAUGACAAGAAGAUUUUCGAUUUGUCAAAAGUCUCGGAUUUUUUGACAGUAAAGCGAGGAUUUGAUGAUUACCAAUAUCCUGUACUUGCCGACCGGGGCUAUAUUGGAAUCCAGAAAUAUCACCUUACUGCCGUGGUGAUGAAGAGAAGCCACGAAGAAGCAGACGUUGAACGCAACAACGCCAUUGCCCAAGACAGGCAGAUUGUCGAGCGUUUCUUUGCACGUUUCAAGUCAUGCUGGUCCUGCAUGAAAAAUGGUUUUCGAGGUGAGCGCACAUCACUUCCUCUGAUCAUAUCAGGUUUAGUCGGUUUGACAAAUUAUAACAUUGAUGGAUCACCCCUGAAUGAUAAUGAAGAGUUACUCCUUUUCGAAGAUUUUACACCAACAAAGGUUCUUCCUUCAAGCGAUACCGUCGCUGCUGUUGUUGCACCCUCCAUGAAACCAUCAAAGCGGAACAUCAUUGCUGUCGCUCAUCAAGCUGUCGAUAUCAUACAGUCAUCACAAGAGGCGAACUACCUUUACCCAAUUAAAGGUGGUAUUGUUGGUCUUCAUAAUAUGGGAAAUACGUGUCAUUUGAACGUAUGUUUACAGGUUCUGUUCUACAUAUCCGAAGUGAGAACAGAAGUUUUGAAGGUUGCCAAUCAGUCCUCUCCCAUCGUAACAGAGAUGUCAAGUAUCUUUACAAAUUUGAAUUCAUUGAAGUCCAAAGGAUUAGUCUUCGUUCCCCAUGAACUUGCCACAUUACUUGGUAACUCAACAUAUGAGGCACAAGAUUGUGAUGACACGAUGACAAGAUUGAUCACAGAUCUCGCAGAGCAAAUACCAGGAAUCGGUCAACUCUUCCGAAUCACUUACCGUGAUAGUGCCAACGAACAAACAAAUUGCUACUCGAUUCACACCAGAAUUGGAGAACCAGAUCUCGAUCAUGCCAUUCAACAUCAUUUGUCAACUACAAGGAACACAUCAUGGCCACAAUUCUUGACUUUCGACAUUCAGAGAGAGUGGCAGAAUGAUUCGAUUCAUCAAGUCAUCUUUGACUUCCCGAAAAAGUUGACACUCCCAACAGUCGAAAGGCAAAGAUAUCAAUUGGUUGCAAUUGUUGCCUAUUGCAAUUUUCAUUACGUGGUCUUUUUGCAAAAAAGUGCAUAUUGGAUCAUGAUCAAUGAUGAAGUCGCAUACUCUGUUCCAUCAACAGAUAUCAAUGCAUUGAAGGGAUGCUCAACUGCUGAGAUGCCACCUUUAUGGUACAAGACUCUCGAACACAAAUGGCUCGCAAAGAUGCUCAUUUAUCGAAUGGUUCAAUGA
Trichomonas vaginalis G3 is the source of this 1995-nucleotide messenger RNA. Its product is annotated as DDE endonuclease family. The transcript has a single exon. Gene Ontology annotation, molecular function: cysteine-type deubiquitinase activity. The coding region runs from base 1 to 1995 and encodes 664 amino acids. The record is from RefSeq and is a predicted model, not a curated record. Gene Ontology annotation, biological process: protein deubiquitination. Lineage: Eukaryota; Parabasalia; Trichomonadida; Trichomonadidae.